UGGUCCCGCCCCUUUAUCGCCUGCCCCCUGCGCUGCCCAUCAUGCUCAGUUGUCCAGGAGAUGAAGAAGAGGCUGGCUGAGCAAAGGAAAGGGAGGAAGAGGACCCUAAGCUAAGGAAUCAGUCAGCAGAAACCCAGGAAGAGGCUCCGCCCUUUGAUCUGUGACAUUCCUGGGGGCAGAGAUGGGCCAGCAGUUCAGCUGGGAGGAGGUGGAGACGGAGGGUGAGAUGGAUGUGGGGGAGCUCCAGGAGUGGUACAAGAAGUUCGUGGUGGAGUGCCCCAGUGGCACACUCUUCAUGCACGAGUUUAAGCGUUUCUUCAAGGUCUCAGGCAACGAGGAGGCCGCCCAGUAUGUAGAGGACAUGUUCCGAGCCUUCGACAAGAACGGGGACAACACCAUUGACUUCCUGGAGUAUGUGGCAGCCCUGAACCUGGUGCUGAGGGGCACCCUGGAGCACAAGCUGAAGUGGACCUUCAAGAUCUAUGACAAGGACCACAAUGGCUGCAUCGACCGCCUGGAGCUGCUCGACAUCGUGGAGGCGAUCUACAAGCUGAAGAAAGCCUGCAGGGUGGAGACGGAGGCUGAGCAGCAAGGCCAGCUGCUCACACCUGAGGAGGUCGUGGACAGGAUCUUCCUCCUGGUGGAUGAGAACGGAGAUGGCCAGCUGUCUCUGAAUGAGUUUAUUGAAGGUGCCCGUCGUGACAAGUGGGUGAUGAAGAUGCUGCAGAUGGACGUGCACCCCCGUGGCUGGAUCUCUCAGCAGAGGCGGAGAAGCGCCAUGUUCUGAGGGGUUUGGGGCCCUGGGAGCCCUGUAGGAGCCCACAGGGCCCCCCUCCGCCCUGAAGACGCUGGGCUUACCAGGUUUCCAGAGUUGUGGGAGGGCCCCUGGCUUAGCCUGCUUAUGCCCACACUUAUCCUGUGAAGGGGUUGGGGCCACGUGGGGAGGGGGAAGGGCUAUUGGUCUGAAGCGGCCAACAGGGCACCAUUCAUUGGAAGGGUUUACUAGGGUGGUGAAGGGAAUGGCUUACACAACCCCUCCAGCUGCUCGUGGGAGAACUCUGCCUUGGUUGGGUGGUUGUGGGGCUCCCACAAAUUCCUACAUGGUUCUUAGCUGGAAGCAGGGGCACACUGAGAGGUGGGGUCCCAUAGGCCAAAUUAACAAUCAGAAUGCCCACAGUGUGUGAAGCAGUGUGGUAGAAGGCAGGGGCUGAAAGGCGGUGAGUCUGAAGACGUGUAGGAGUUGGUGGUGGGCUGGAUUUUAAUUACCUCCCCCCAGGAUCCUGACGAGUGUUCAUGGGAGGACGCUUGGCUCCUCUUCCCCAAGUUGUCCCCACCAGGGGUGUCCCCAAGGGGAAGCUGCAACAAAUCAGGCUGUGGUCUCCUGCCCUUGGAGGGGUCAGCUGUGCUUAAAGGGGCUGUUCCAGCUCCGCCUGGAGCUGCUCCUCCAGUCCCUGCUUCCACCUCCCCCUCCCAACCCCUCAUCCCCCACACUCACCUCUCCAACCCCCUCCCCAGCACGAGCCUUCCACGCUUCCCAGCCACAAGCUGAAUGUGCCUCUUUAAUGGAUGGAGAAACCUUCCCUCUGUCUCUGGGGAGACUUGGGGGCUCAACGACCUGGGUUUGAGGUCAGGCUUUGCCACUUCUCUGUCCUGACCUUGGUUCCCUCCUCUGCAUGGUGAGCAGGUUGGACUAGACCAGCAGUUUUUAGAUAUUAUUUUUUUAGCUGGGAUUAUUUUUGUUAUACAAACUGUUGUGUGCAACCCCAACAUAGAAACUAGAUUAAAAAGGAGGCGCUCUAGUUGAAGAGGGGCUGGGCAACUCAGACCCCUCCCACCCCUGGAGCCAGAGGCACCUCUGAAAACACAAAUUAAAAAACCAGGGUCACCUGGACCAGUGUUACCCCUGUGAGACCAUUUAAAGUGGUACCUGGAAAAACAGUUGCUUUACUUUGAAUAGAUAUGUUUUUAUGUUGAUGUAUGAAAAAUAAAACUAACUUUGUUGAACCUUUGA
Hipposideros armiger (great roundleaf bat) is the source of this 2011-nucleotide messenger RNA. It is a transcript of the gene GUCA1B, whose product is annotated as guanylate cyclase activator 1B. The coding region runs from base 182 to 787 and encodes 201 amino acids. NCBI's taxonomy places the organism in Eukaryota, Metazoa, Chordata, Mammalia, Chiroptera, Hipposideridae. The transcript has 4 exons. Gene Ontology annotation, biological process: visual perception. The record is from RefSeq and is a predicted model, not a curated record. Gene Ontology annotation, cellular component: cone photoreceptor outer segment; photoreceptor inner segment. Gene Ontology annotation, molecular function: calcium sensitive guanylate cyclase activator activity; calcium ion binding.